Messenger RNA from Cajanus cajan (pigeon pea), 1084 nucleotides. NCBI's taxonomy places the organism in Eukaryota, Viridiplantae, Streptophyta, Magnoliopsida, Fabales, Fabaceae. The record is from RefSeq and is a predicted model, not a curated record.
AAAAAUGCAAUUCCCACAAUCUUUUUUGUUCAUUUUCAUGUUGUUAGUAAUUGCUUGCAGUGUCUGUGAGUCCCAAAAUUGUACUAAUCCACCCAAGACAAUUACGGUUAGCAAGUCAGGCAAAGCAGAUUUUCAAACAAUUCAAAGUGCCAUUGACUCUGUUCAAGGACAAAACUCUCAGUGGAUUCACAUCCAAAUUUCUGCUGGUGUUUAUUCAGAACAGGUCUUAAUUCCAAUGAACAAACCAUGCAUUUAUCUAGAAGGAGCUGGUAGCAAAUUAACGAGUAUUGAAUGGAGUGUCCAUCCUAAUCUUAGUGCCGCUUUUUAUUCCCAAGCAAAUAAUACUAUUGCAAGUGACAUUACUUUCAAGAAUACACUUAACUUGCCUAUAUCAGAUGAAGAUGCAAAUAUCACACAAGCUGUAGCAGCUCGAAUUCAUGGAGAUAAAUGCGCUUUUUUUAAUUGUUCUUUUUUAGGGGUGCAAGACACCUUAUAUGAUGAAUAUGGUCGUCAUUAUUAUCGUAAUUGCUAUAUUCAAGGUGGGAUUGAUUUCAUAUUUGGGAAUGGUCAAUCAAUCUUUGAGGCAAGUCAAUUAUAUUUUUCAUUGGGAAAAAAUGGUCCCAUGAGGAAUGGAUGUUUUACGGCACAAGAAAGGAACUCACCAACUGAUAGCAGUGGAUUUGUUUUUAAAAAUUGUAACGUGAGCGGGACAGGAGGACAGGCUCUACUAGGAAGAUCUUUAAGGGCUUAUGCAAGAGUCAUCAUAGCAAACUCAUUCCUAUCAGAUGUCGUAGCACCCGAAGGUUGGAAUGCUCGUACCUUUGUUGGCCAUGAAGAAACCAUUACAUUUGUGGAGGCGGGAAAUACAGGACCUGGAGCAAAUAUGUCAAAACGUGUGACUUGGUUGAAGCACAUAAGUGGAGUUACACUUGAUCAAUUCUUAGAUAUCUCUUUUAUUGAUAAAGAAGGGUGGACUUCAAAAUUGCCACCGAAGAUCUUCAUUUGAUUGGUUGUCAUAUUUUGGUUGUAAAAUUAGUUAGCUCACAGCUUUUGAUACUCUCUUAAGGUGUAGUGUCUAUUGCUU